CAUCGCUGGAGUUUCUUUCGUCUACCAAUUUCACGAGUACAGUGCAUGGCGAGUUCCCGAGGACAAAAGUUAUGAGGGGCACAAGUUCGGUUACUUGGAAGUAGCCGUUCUUCCCUCCCCCGGUUAUUUCCAGAACAUCCCGACGUCGUAGUUACAAGACUUCCGCAAGCUCACAUAAACCACCAACCGACAUAGACAAUAGACAGAUACACUCACAGGGUCGGGUCAUCAUCGAAUUUCAGCGUUGUCGAUUGGACCUGAGCCAGGGUUGCGGAACAAACCUACAUAUCGUCCCAUUGCAUAUACCCAAUUCCAUAUCUUUCAAUUCUACCCAGAGUUUGAAGCUCUCCUAAUUUAUCAUGCUCCCCCAACGAACGCGCUGCCUCAGCAGCAAGAUCCUCAAAACCCAAUCCCUCCAUCGCCUACCCCAAGCCGCCUUCUCCACAACAUCAAGACGCAACGGCUACGACGACACAAUCCAGAACCUGAGAAUCGGCGCAAACACACGCGUCAUCUUCCAAGGGUUCACCGGCAAACUAGCCACCGCGAAUGCAAAAGAGUCGAUUGAAUGGGGCACGAAUGUUGUCGGUGGAGUGAAACCUGGUGGUUCAGGCGAGCAUCUGGGGCUGCCUGUCCUGCCGUCUGUGAGAGCAGCCAUGGAGCAGUUGAAGCCUGAUGUGACGGGGAUUUACGUGGCGGCACAUCAAGCGGCUGCUGCUAUUGAGGAGGCGGUUGAGGCUGAGGUCCCGCUCAUUGUUGCGGUCGCGGAGCAUAUUCCGCUGCAUGAUAUCAUGAGGAUACAUUCUAUGCUACAAUCGCAAUCUAAAUCGCGACUUGUAGGAGCCAACGCACCUGGCAUAAUAUCUGCGAUCGGGCGCUGCAGAGUCGGCUUUCAACCUUUGCCUACUUUCUCUCCCGGUCACAUCGGUAUUGUGGCUAAAUCAGGUACUUUGUCAUACGAAACUGUAGGUUCUUUGACAAGAUCUGGACUGGGUCAGAGCCUGUGUAUUGCUGUGGGCGGCGAUGUAAUUGCAGGGACGAACUUUGUAGACGCGCUGAAGGUUUUUGAGCAAGACGAAGACACAGAAGCCAUCAUCCUUGUGGGUGAGGUAGGAGGAACAACAGAAGAAGAAGCAGCGGAAUGGAUCAAAGACUACAAAAAGCGCGUCAAGAACCCGAAACCUAUCGCUGCCGUCGUGGGGGGUUUCCAAGCGGUACCGGGCAAAGUCAUGGGCCAUGCUGGCGCGUGGACGGGCUUGGGAGAGGGAACCGCAGAGUCAAAGUACAAGGCUCUGGAGAGCGUCGGUGUGACUAUGGUCGACCAUCCGGCGAAGUUUGGCGGUGUCAUGAAGAGUAUCCUCGCAAAGUCUGGUCGAGACGUGAGGAAGAUAGAGCAAUCAGCGGCCCAGGCACAGCAACGCCGCUCAUACCACACAUCACGCUCCUCUCAUCGCCCUCUCGCAUCCUCCGCUGUAUCCACACCUUUCCAGCAAAAGCGCGGCCUCCACCUCACACCAGACCAAUCCUCCACCCUCCUCAAAACCUACAAUAUCGACAUAACAGAUCCACCCCAAUCCCCACCUUCAACACACUACAUCGGCAUCUCCCCCGCACGCUCCGCCCGCUCGCCAUCCAUAAUCGCCGCCCCAACCGCCAACCCAUCCCACCUCCACCACCGCGUCCGCCGCUUCCCCUUCGACUACCGCGCCGGCCCAACACCCGAAGCCAUCCGCGCCGCAAUCGCCCACCUACAACUCGACGCCCUCCCGCCCAAAGCCGCCGCGCAAACCACCGCGCUAAUAAAAAACCUCUGGGCCCUCUACCGCGACAAAGAAGCAAUCGACGCACACGUCAGCCUCGCCCUAUCCCCCAUAGAAGACGCCUUGCACGUCUACAACCCGUACCUCGUCUUCGACGACGCAGCCUUCAAGUCCAACAAGCGCCAUGCCGACCUGCACGCUCUACGCGACACAUCGCUUAUCCCCGCCGUGGAGCUCGAAGCAGAGGAGAGCGGGAUAGUGUACCACACACUGCCCUCUCCCGCCUCCUCCCCGCAGCCCAAAAACCUAAUCGGCACGCUAGUAAACGGCGCCGGGCUAGCCAUGAACGUCAACGACGUCCUCGCCCUGCGCCUCCUGCCCUCCACUACCUCAGCGAAUUUCCUCGACACAGGCGGCAAAGCGACGGCCCGCACGAUUGCCACAUCGUUCAAACUGAUCCUGGCGGACCCGCGUGUGAGCGUCGUGUUUGUGAAUAUCUUCGGUGGGUUGACGCUGGGGGAUAUGAUUGCCGAGGGGAUUGUGCUGGCGUUCAGGGAGGUGGGGGUGCGGAAGCCAGUUGUGGUUAGGAUUAAGGGGACGAAUGAGGUGGAGGGGAGGAGGAUAUUGAGGGAGGCCGGGCUGCCGAUUGAGGCGUUUGAUGGGUUUGAGGAGGCGGUGGGGAGGGUGGGGGAACUUGCUGCUGAGGCUGCUGCUGUGGUUGCUGAGGGGGAGGGGGAGUGA
Dothidotthia symphoricarpi CBS 119687 is the source of this 2501-nucleotide messenger RNA. RefSeq names its product succinyl-CoA ligase-like protein subunit alpha. Gene Ontology annotation, biological process: tricarboxylic acid cycle. The record is from RefSeq and is a predicted model, not a curated record. Gene Ontology annotation, cellular component: mitochondrion; succinate-CoA ligase complex (ADP-forming). Bases 360 to 2501 code for a protein of 713 amino acids. Lineage: Eukaryota; Fungi; Ascomycota; Dothideomycetes; Pleosporales; Dothidotthiaceae. Gene Ontology annotation, molecular function: succinate-CoA ligase (GDP-forming) activity; succinate-CoA ligase (ADP-forming) activity. The transcript has 3 exons.